Messenger RNA from Misgurnus anguillicaudatus (oriental weatherfish), 4704 nucleotides. The record is from RefSeq and is a predicted model, not a curated record. Lineage: Eukaryota; Metazoa; Chordata; Actinopteri; Cypriniformes; Cobitidae.
GACAGGUGUUUGUUGUUGUGAUAAAAGUAGUGAGUUUGCGAGUCAGAGUUGCUGUGGCUACGAGAGCUCCCAGUUGCGCUGCGCGGAGUUGAACCCCAGUAGGAGCAGCAGCCAGGAGAGGACGACUUUGCCUGACCUCGUUUGCGCUUUGAAUAUGUUCACAUUCGUCAAGUUUUGCUCUUCAAAAUCCUCGAACUCAUGGUGAAGAGAAAGAAGACACCGUCCGCUUGCGAUGAGCUUGAAAACGGGAUGACAGUGGGCCAAGGGGGCGGUUCGGGAGUCGAGGGGCCGAGCAAACCGGACCGAAAGUCCGAAGGGGGCGAGGAUGGAGAGAGCGCAGAUCAGGCGAGCGAGGAGACGAGUACAAAGAGAGACGGAGAGGAAACACUUAAUCCAUCAAGCACGGCCAGCUCCGGUUCUGCUCCGACACUUUCCCUCGACACGUUAAGCCCACCCGGAGCCCAGGCGAACCCGACAGCCCUCUCCCCACCAAUACCGGUCCCGAACAACCAGGACCAGCAUCAUUUUCUCAGAUCCAGCGUGCGACCUCCGAGCAAGCGGAUACGGAAAGAUGCCGCGUCCCCGGCGCUGAACGGGCACGGCGGUGCAAAAACGAAAGGUGCAGAAGCAGGUCCCUCGGUGUGUGUGACAGCCGCUGCAGGUUCAGGUGGAGGAUCUGGGGGAGGUGGUGCAUCCAAAUCGGCCCCGAAGGGCCCUGCAGAGAAGGAAGAUGGGGGGAGUCAAAAACGAGUGCGCAGACAGUGGGAGUCCUGGAGUACUGAGGACAAGAACAGUUUCUUUGAAGGACUUUAUGAGCAUGGGAAGGAUUUUGAGGCCAUUCAGAACAACAUUGCUCUUAAAUAUAAAAAGAAAGGGAAACCGGCCAGUAUGGUGAAGAACAAGGAGCAGGUUCGCCAUUUCUACUACAGGACCUGGCACAAGAUCUCAAAACACAUCGAUUUCAACAAUGCAUAUUCACGCGUCCUAAAGAAAUCCUCUCAGGAACUCUAUGGCCUCAUCUGCUAUGCUGAACUUAGGAAGAAGGUUGGCGGCUUGAUGGAUGACAAAAAUGUGGCCAAACUAAAUGAACUUAUUCAGCAGGGGGCCACCACGGUGCGUUCCAAAGGCAGAAAUUUGAGGAUCAAAGCUCCCAUGUGCCGUGCUCUGAAGAAACUUUGUGACCCAGAUGGUGUAAGUGAUGAAGAAGAUCAGAAGCCUGUGCGUUUACCUUUGAAGGUUGCUGUAGAGCUUCAGCCCAGGAGCAACCACUCGUGGGCUCGGGUCCAGAGUCUAGCCCAUAAUCCUCGGCUCAGGAUGGUUGUUGAGCUGCACCGGAAGGUCUCCAGUCUCAUUGAAUUCCUGAAGCAAAAGUGGGCCAUGCAGGAUCAACGAAUUCGUAAGAGCCUGGCAGAACGAGAAGCUCUAGAGGGGCUAACCCAGUCUAGCGAGUCCGAAGACCUGUUUCUGUUUCCGGCAGAGAACAGCACAGUAACUACUUUACCAGGUGUGGCCCGUGUUGUACACUCGAAGGCCUCAUGCACGGUGCACUGGCAGGAAAGUGGGCGUGGCCGGACAGGUAUUAGGGAUUUACCCACUGCGCACAUUCUGGGAAUUCAGCCUGCUAGAGGAAAAUCAGGCAAAUCUGGACCAGUGGGAGGAGAACCAAAAAGGACUGAUGGACAUUCUGUUGAAGCUUCUGAUGGCGGCACUUCGGCUCCAGGUUUGGAGAACACUGUAAACCUGUCCCUUAACACUAACUCUCCAUCUACAACUCCAGUAAGUCCAACCCUCACUCCAUCAUUUACUAUUGGACAAGAGGGAAGUGUGGUGGGAACUGUGGAGCAGGAGCUACCGUUAAGUCAGCCUAGUGAACCUAGUGGGCGGGACAAAGAGACUGUCACUCGGGGAGAUCCGGCCCCUACAGAAAGCAGGACAGAGGAACCUGGAACGGGGGUUACAUCAGAAAAGGGACCGCCACAGUUGGAAUCUACAGGGCGUAGUGAGGAAGUGAGUGGGACUGGACGAUCUCCUCAGCAAAUUCGAGAAGAUGGUUGGAGCUCACAGGGCUCUGAGAAUGUGACAUUGGCAGAACUCUACCUCAUGUUGGGCAAGCCUGGGAAACUACAGCUGGAGUAUGAAUGGCAACCUAAGCCCCGCACCUCAGCCUUACCCAACACUCAAAAUGUGUUUCGCUGUCUCCUAAGACUUGUUUCAUCAGAGGUCAACCCAAAACCAACUCCAGACGUAUGUUCAGUGGGAACGUCACCAUUGAAGUCAGGGCAAGAGGAAUCCUCUGUAACUCCUCCAGGAAGAAAUCCUGCUGGUGCAACUCGCAGUCCCAGCUGGGGUCGACAGCAACAUGCAGCGCGCUCAAAAAUUAUUUUAAAUAAUGCAGUCAUGACAGGUGGGAGAAACCUGCCACGUUCUCUGCUGGCCUCCGGAGGUGACAGCGAAGGGUUCGCUGUCCCAACAACCCUGCCUCCCAACAGCUCCCGUCAGUUACGGAUGUUCUCUCCUAAUAAAGAGGCGGAGCUAGCCUUUCGCCAGCAACUGGACUCUAUAAGUUCAGAUAUAUUUUCCAAGCAGAGGAAAAUAGGAAGGGGGCGUCCACUCAGGAAACCUCUAGUUGUUCAGAGGACGCUGUUGCCACGAACAGCUGGAGACACUUCACCACAUGUGUGCUCCUUUUCAAUUCUCUCAAAUUCAUCUGCCACAGGCACAGGUUCCUUUCGACCAAUACAAACUCGUCUUGCCCCAUCAAACCGCCAACAUUCCUCAAAAGCUUUGUCCACUGCUGCUGGUCCUGCACCUACUAGUCAGUUGUCCAGUGCAAUUGACAUGGCAGCAAAAUCGGCAGGCAUUAUCCCUGGCAGCCCCUGUCGUGAAAUGGAAGGCCCUAGAGUAGAAAAGGUCCUUGUGGACUCUGAAGAAACUAAGGACUCCACACCUGCUUCACCCGAACUAGAGCCUGAUCUGCUUGAUCAUGAUCCUUCUGAGGUGAGAGAGAGAAAAAAGCAUCUUGAAUCACUGCAGAAUGGCAUCUCUCCACCGUCUCCAGGGGGUGGAGACUCUCUCCUGGCCCCUCCCAGUGUUGCUUCCUUAUUGGAUAUAUCUCUACCAGGUCCCCCAGAAGAGUCUCUACCGUCUGGAGAGCCACAAACUCACAUCAGUGACUCUAUUAUCGAGCUCGCCAUCAAUUCCCACUACGGUGAUGGAUCAUUGCUUUCACCUCCUAAGCUUAAUGGAAGUGAUCGGUCUAAGCUCCUCCCCUCACCAUGUCACAGUUGGAUGCCAUCCCCAACACAUGACCCUCAGUGGUACCCCAAUGACUCUUCUGACUCGAGUCUUGGCUGUCUACUCUCAAGUCUGGCAUCUCCUGAUAAGACCAGAAGGACAACCCUUCCCCAAUCCAGCAGCACAGCCCUACUUGGACCCAGUCUGCUAGACAGCAACUCUCAUGACUGUUUUCAAUCCCGUGGCCUGCCUGAUGUUGCCGAGGUGGAUACCCAGCUGGCCUGUAUGAUGAGUGAGAGCAGCGUUGACUACAUUGCCCGUUUCAAUGACCUUGCCCAGGAGCUCUCUGUCACAGACUCGACCCUUCAAUCUCCAGGGGACUGAUUCAAGGGGUGGAGUCAGCCAAUGUCCCACCCCCUUUCAUAAAGCUGCGUUAUUGAUCACAAUAUGUGGAUUGAACAGAAGAAUGUUAUCCAGUGUGGUUCGGCUGUUGGAAGUGCAAUAGACUGUCGGGAUCCACAAUAGCCUUUGGGUUCAGGUGUGUGUGUGCGGGUGAGAGAGAGAUUGUGCCGUAUGUUUAUGGGUAUAAGUGUGUUUUGUAGUUCUGUCCUAAGAACCACGCCCAGGAUACUUAAAAGACGAAGCAAACUCCAGUUUACAAUGCAACCUCAUGUACAGAGAAAAUAAUUACCUGCCAUAUCUGAACAAAUAACUUCUUUCUCGUCUCGUCUUAUUUGUCUGUUGGCUUGUCUUUGUCUCACUUUUGUGUGCGUGCAUGUGCAUGCAUCUAUAAGUAGAGCCAAGGAUUGUAUGUGUUUUGUCUUUGUGACUUCUUUCUGUUGUACAUGAUGCAUCUGUCUUAAUAGCUUGGUGUUAAACCCUCUAAAGCCAUAUGAAUGUGUUUGUGUAUGUAUGCGCGCAGCAUUUCGUGUUAAUGUUUUUGGUUGUUAAAAGCCGCACUACUAAAAGGGACCGAUAACAAGGGCUUUUUUGUGAGAUUGAUGCAAGAACCAAAAAUAUCUAUAACACACUAAAGAUAUUAAAUACAAACAUAAAGUAAAGUUGCAUCAAAUGCAAACAGUCUCUUAAAUUAUGCUUUUUUUAAGCAACACUAGGUUAUGUUUCUGGCCAAAUCCGACCCGAUAAGAUGUUGAAACAGGGUUUGCUCAUUUAAGACUGUAUUUUGCUUUUCGUUUUGUAUGCGUGUAUGUGUGUGCCAGAGUGUGUACAUAAAGGUGUUUGCACAGAUGUAAAUAGACCAUAACAGACCCCAGUAUUUACUGCUUUUUGUAACAAAUGUAAAUUAUUGUCAGUCGGUUUAUUUAUUGAUAACUUACUGAGACAGUGUUCUUUGUUAUGUUUAACAUGCCUCAUACAGGCGUAUAGGAGCUCCUCUCCACUGUUUUAAAGAUCUCUGUGUUGUUAAAAUCGGGUUUCAAGCCCAAAGUGUAUAAAUAGAGCUACCACAAA